Bolinopsis microptera is the source of this 1089-nucleotide messenger RNA. RefSeq names its product probable G-protein coupled receptor 101. Gene Ontology annotation, molecular function: G protein-coupled receptor activity. The transcript has 7 exons. NCBI's taxonomy places the organism in Eukaryota, Metazoa, Ctenophora, Tentaculata, Lobata, Bolinopsidae. The coding region runs from base 136 to 1089 and encodes 317 amino acids. The record is from RefSeq and is a predicted model, not a curated record. Gene Ontology annotation, cellular component: plasma membrane. Gene Ontology annotation, biological process: G protein-coupled receptor signaling pathway.
ACUUAUCUUAAAUCAUUAGUUCAUUUAGCAUAAAAUUCUGAUUUCCUGAAAGCCCAGUUGGUAUGUGGUUGCGUGCAGUUAUUUUAUUUAUACUUUGCUACUUGCCGCCUUUGAUUUAAGACUAAGAGCUUCAACAUGUACAAGAAAGUAGAUUUGUUCUCUUUACUCAAUAUUAAUGUUUCGGAGUUUCAGUCAGUGGACAAUGUUACCAGAGGUAACCCAAGAGCAGAAGAACUUGCCCACCCCUACAUCUUCACAAUCUGUCUCUUCAUCACGGGAAUAGUUGCUACCCUAGCGAACCUCGUCCUGAUAUUCACAUUCUUCGUGAAGAGACGACUCAAACAUCUCCACAACGUUUACAUCACUAAUCUCACUAUUAAUGACCUGAUUCUUGGUAUCGUCACUUUUGUAGCCGCUGCUUUAAGUCUAGCGCCAGAUAAGAAGGCAUUACCAAUAACAAUCUGUCACGUGACGAGUUCCCUAGACCACUAUUCGGUCACGUGCUCUGUCUUCACUCUAGCGCUGUGUGCUCUUGACAGGUACAUAUUCGUGGUAAACCCUCGGAGGUACAGGGAAGGUCAACUCUCCCUUCAAAGGUCGUUAUGGAUACUCAGUGGAACUUGGAUAACGUCCUUUGUAAUGAGCAUGGUACCUCAGUUUGGUUGGGGACUUCCUGGACUCUCAUUUGUCACUAGCAGGUGUCCAUUUUACAAGAUAGGAGAAACUGUAUAUCCGCUGAUAGAUAUACUCAUAACACUACCAUUACCACUGGUUCCCAUCAUUACUCUUUACGCCAAAACUUACAUUGUAGCUCUGAGAACAGAAACUGAUAAAGAUAUCGUCAACGACCGGUUAAAUAGAACCAAGAGUUGCUACAUGUUUACUUUAGUAACAUUGAUCUACCUUUGGUCAACAGCUGGGGCCUACGCUUACUCUAUCAGAGCUUGGUUCACUGGGGAUUUGCCUCACACAUUGCACUUUGCCAUCGUCAAGAUUUGGAGCAGCAAUGAGACCGGUGAUAUUCAUAUCUCUGGACUGGGAGUGCAGGUUCACAAUAAUGAGCAUGAUACCGAGGAUAAGCCAAAUUAG